AUGUCUGCCUCGCCUUCAUCACCUAACGACUCGGCACCGAACCGGACGGCAGGUUCCGCCGACGACGAACAAGCCCGGAAGUCGCAAGCCGCUGCCAUGGAGCGGUUCGCCGAGGUGUCACUGAAAUCCGUUCCACUGCCAGAGGGUGUGGACCCAAACAAGCGCGCAACAGUUGGCGAGGCCUUCAAGACGAUCAAAAGCGAUGAUCUUCUCAAAGUCCACCAGACGCCGUGCUCGAGGGACGGCUUCCUCACCGGAAUUGGGUCAGGUGCUGCGGUUGGGUUCCUGCGGUACAUCAUCGGAGCACCAGUACCGAAAUCGGCCAAUUGGGCGGUCGGCUCCGGCGUUGCUAUGAGUAUCCUGGCAUACGAGUAUUGCCAGUACCAAAGGCGGGUUGAACGGGCCAACAUGAAGCGAGUCGUCGAGGUCGUCAGCAAGAAGCAGGCUGAGACGAGGAAACAAGAAGAGGAGAAGAAGCUACAAAACAACAUGGAAAAGGUUACGCCUGCCAACAAGACGACUGGCAGGGCGUGGUACAAAUUCUGGUAG
Molecule: messenger RNA, 549 nt
Organism: Diaporthe amygdali
Lineage: Eukaryota; Fungi; Ascomycota; Sordariomycetes; Diaporthales; Diaporthaceae
Exons: 2
Coding region: 1-549 (182 amino acids)
Biological process (GO): mitochondrial respiratory chain complex IV assembly
Cellular component (GO): mitochondrial inner membrane; mitochondrion
Source: RefSeq, a predicted model, not a curated record